GGGACAAGCGGCGCUCUGCCAUGUGCGACUGAUAGCUGCUCGAGACACACGCAGAGUGCGCCACAUCAGAGAGCGAGAGAGUGAGCGCAGCAGAUACGCUCUCAGCCAGAAGAGCAGCAGCAGCUGUACACGACGACACACAAAGGUCCAGAGAGGGAGACACAGAAAGUCAUCCGAUUUUCCUUUCCUUGAGGAAAAGAGAAGCGCGAGAAGGAGAAAACACUUAUUUUGCUUUACCUUCGGGGCAAAGAGCGUGAAGAUUGUGAGAGCAAGAAAGAUACACCCAAUGUACUUUCCCCUUGGACAAUUUAGAACAUGAGAAUAGCUCUCUAAUUUGAGUUUAAAUUUGCUGUUCUUCUGGGAAAUUCUGUAGGAGAUUGAAACCUCCGAUUGCUUUCCGGGCACAAUGUCAGUGUAAGGGGUGUAAAAGCAAUAUAGAGAUCCUCUGACUCCUCUCCCCCGGAACGACUCCGAGCUGGAGUGCUGUGUGUUUAGUUGAAACUGAAGCCGGACCUGAAUACGGGUACAGGAGCUAAACCAAGUGGACGUGGGUUCGUAGUGGUCCUAGUAUGGGGAUGUGUCCAUCAUGAGCCUGGUCUCAGUAGAGUUUCCCCCGUGCCGUACAUCUGUUGUCAGUCCUUUGGGCUUGGAUCAUGCUUCGUCCCUCCGGUUUCGCGCUGUCGCGGGGCUCCGGGGAAGGGGGUAUGUACCACCACCCCAGUCCUCUCCGCCUGCGCCUGAGCCCCUGGAUGUGGUCUCUGACUCUGGGAUGUAUAGCUGGGUCUGUGUGGAGCUCUUCUCCCAGGGGGAGGCAGGAUAACAGCGUGGCUGCCGCAGGACCUCAGGAGCAGGCUACGUCCUAUACCCACCCGGAGCAUCACCUCCACGGGACGCGGCAUCACUCAUCUGCACCCAUCUCUAUCUACCGCUCGCCAGCCUCUCUAAGGGGUGGCCAUGCUGGGAUGACUUAUAUCUUUGGGAAAGGAGGAGGCCUCAUUACGUUCAACUGGCCAGCCAACGAGAGGCCAAGCACGCGCACAGACAGACUGACCAUAGGGUUCAGUACUUCUCUAAAGGAUGGCAUCUUGGUCCGGAUAGACAGUGCUCCGGGUCUGGGAGACUAUCUCAUGCUCCACAUCGAACAAGGGAAGAUCGGUGUGACGUUUAACAUCGGCACAAUGGACAUCAGUGUGAGAGAGAGCAGCACCCCUGUGAAUGACGGGAAGUACCAUGUGGUGCGGUUCACCAGGAAUGGGGGCAACGCCACCCUCCAGGUGGACAACUGGUCCAUCAACGAACACUUCCCAGGAGCGACAACCGAUAAUGAACGCCUUGAAAUUGCCACUAAGAAAUUCCCAUUGAAAUACGCCCGGCCAGUAGUGGACUGGCUACAAGAGAAAGGUCGGCAGCUAACGAUAUUCAACACGCAGGCCACAGUCACCAUCGGUGGCAGCGACCGCAGUCGGCCCUUCCAGGGUCAGCUGUCCGGCCUCUACUACAACGGCCUCAAGGUCCUCAACAUGGCUGCCGAGGGCAACCCCAACAUCAAGAUCAACGGCAGUGUCCGAUUGGUAGGCGACGUGCCCUCUGUGGCCGGGUCGGCUCGCACCACCGCCCAGCCCCCCGAGAUGUCCACCACCUUUAUUGAGACCACCACCACCAUGUCCACCACCACCACCCGCAAGCACCGCUCCUCUCCCACCAUACAGCAGACAACGGAUGACAUCGUGUCGUCGGCAGAGUGUUCGAGUGAUGACGAGGACCUGGAGGAGUGCGACUCUGGCCAUGCAGGAGGUGAAUUAGUGAUCCCAGUACUCUUAGAGGAACCGUUAGUGCUGCCCCCUGUAGCUACUCGUGCACCCUCCAUCCCCCUUCCCCCAACCCUCCGCCCACCCCUCACCAUUAUUGAGACCACCAAAGAGUCCCUGUCCACGGCCACUGAGGCGGGGGUACCUUGCUUGUCGGAUCGAGGCAGCGAUGAUUGUGAUGAUGAUGAUGAUGAUGGCUUGGUGAUAUCGGGGUAUGGCUCAGGGGAAGCGUUCAACUCUAACCUGCCCCCUACUGAUGAUGAAGAUUUUUACACCACCUUCUCCUUGGUAACAGAUAAGACCUUGUCCACGUCGGCCUUUGAAGGUGGCUACAAAGUUCAUGCGCCCAAGUGGGAAACCAAGGACUUUAGCUCUAACAAACCGUCCUCAGAACGCGGUAGGACUACCACUACCGCUGCGCUGCCGCUAGCCCCCGACCAGAGCCGCUACACCUCCACCGCAACCCUGCACCACACGCCACCCGCCAAGCUGCCUGCCGGCAAAAUGAAUAACCGCGAGCUAAAACCCCAGCCUGACGUAGUGUUGCUCCCGUUGCCCACACUACCCUAUGAGGUAGACAGCACCAAGCAGAGGGCUCCUGUAAUAACCUCCCCCAUGUUCCGUAAUGUACCCACAGCCCUGCCCACCCAGCCCGGCGUCAACCGAGUCCCGGGACCCCCGGAAGUGUCCCGCCAGUCUAGCAGCACCACCGGGAUGGUCGUCGGGAUAGUGGCGGCCGCCGCCCUGUGCAUCCUCAUCCUCCUGUACGCCAUGUAUAAGUACAGGAACAGGGACGAGGGCUCCUACCAGGUGGAUGAGAGCAGGAAUUACAUCACCAACUCGGCCACGCAGAGCAAUGGAGCCGUCAUGAAGGACAAACAGCAGAGCUCAAAAGGCAGCAAAGUAAAACAGAAAAACAAGGACAAGGAGUAUUACGUGUGAGUGACGGACGUUGCGAGAUAAAAAAAAAAGAGAGAAAGCGAGGAAGAGAAAGGGAAAGAAAUAUAUAGAACUUUAUUUAACAGUUUACCUUCUAAGGAGCUGCGACGACGAAAGAUGGUAAAAAUGGAACUGUUACUUCAUGCUGUGCAGAGUGGUUGAACUAUGACAUGUUCUGUAAUAUAAAGCACACUUACUAUUGUAAGCAUACCGAGAAGGCUAAUAGCAACUUUAGUGACCUUACUCUUCUAUCUGGUCGGAGACGUAAUCAGUGUAGAACUACUUCACGGCUACUGCAUCAUUAUCCUAAGUGACUUUUAGAGCUAUGUGAUCCUUAACGUAAAUUCUAGUUUUUUUUUUUUUUUGUAAACCUGUACAAAAUGAAGAUAUUCAUAUAUCUUGACCAUUUCCAGCAUGUAAGCGACAUGUAGUGCUUAACAAGAGUGAGUGGGUCAGGAUAAAAAGGAUCAUUGUAAAGUCAAUGAAAAAAAUUGACUCCUGUCGUAAAAAGAUAUGACUAAUUUGUAUUGUUUAUACAUUAUAAACGUGUGGUGUCUUAAAACGUUUAAAAAAAACAAGUACUACUUUAUGUAUCAAAUGAAACCAAGUGAGCUCAAAUGGCUAAGGAUAGAUCUCUUAGGAUCUCUUCAGAUCUCAUAAUUCUGUCAUCUGAUCUCGACCUGAUUACUCUCAUUGUGUGACGGACGGACAGAGUGACUCUGACGUGAUCGUGGCGAGAAGUGGUUGGUUUUUCUUGUCUCGGUAAAAAGCAACUGAUUGUAAUGCAUGCCCAUCCUACUGCGACAGCCAAGUACAGUACAGUACAAUAUACAGUGUUCAACUUUGCUUGAGCAGUCCAGUUCUCACCAAGGCCAAACGUUAUACUACUUCAUCAUCAGGACUACACAACUCUUUUAAUUUUGUUCCCUAAAAACUUAAACAAAGAAAAUGUGAUUAUCCCUGACGACAAAAAGGACUAAUAUUGGUUUGCAGCCAGUGCUGGUUGUAUCUUUUGCAGGCCUCUGUGUGUUGGUUCAUCGCCUCUUGUUCUAUUUUCUAUGGAGCUGUCCCAUUGAGGACAGAAUGCAGUACUAUAACACUGUUAAAGAUGUCUAUACAGAAAUAAAUCUAACGUGAAAAGUGUGAAUUCUUGUCACAGUCAACUGUGUCAAACAAACAAUUUUGUUUACAUAUUUUAUUACAUUAUAGCCAUUGUACGUUGUAGGUACUAGAUGUUGUACAUACCAUCUAAGUUGUAAUUUUCUAGUACUUCUAUUGUACAGAAUGAUCAUAUGGUUUAUCACUGUAUUUCAUGAAGAAAAAUCCAUAACUGUUAACUGACAUGAAGAAAGACUUUGAAGCAUUGGGAACAUACACAUAUUUUGUAAAGAAAGGAGAAAACCUGUUAGGCUAGAGAUCUAAUCGCAGAUGUUUUUAAGUCGCAUGAAUAUUUGACCACUUGAAGUGUCAAUCAAAUACAAAACGCCCAAUCUUAAAUGUACCAAGGCUUUCUUGUUCUUCUGGGUUAUUUUAGUGUUAUUUCUAUUUUGAAAAAAUAAAGAGAAGCUAUAUUAAAGAAGAGUAUAACGGAUGGAUGCGGAGACGCAAUUCCGACAACCUCCUGAAACCCAGUGUGAUUCUUACCUCCAGGUCUGGACACUAACAAUCAUGUCAAAUCAUUCGCUUUUCAUAUUUGCUUUAUAUAUUUUUGAAUAUAGUUUCCAUAUAUUUUUUUCACCCUGAUUUAUAAUUCCCUUUAAUUUAUGAAUAUGUCCAGAUUGUUCAUAAUCAUUGACACUUUGAUUUUUCUGUCAUCUUUUGUUUCAUUUUUUGUUGUUGUUGAGGAUUUAGAUAUCAUUUUCUAUGAGUUUUCAUGUUUUUUUCAUACCCCCCCAGGAAUUGCAUUGCAAUAAAAUGUUCUUCCCAAACGUG
Messenger RNA from Oncorhynchus nerka (sockeye salmon), 4679 nucleotides. Its product is annotated as neurexin-3a-beta-like. The record is from RefSeq and is a predicted model, not a curated record. The coding region runs from base 654 to 2750 and encodes 698 amino acids. Lineage: Eukaryota; Metazoa; Chordata; Actinopteri; Salmoniformes; Salmonidae. The transcript is spliced from 7 exons.